GGAGUUAGCACGGGAGAGGGCAGAUUCAAAGCGGAGGGGGCGUUCCGAGCGGACCAAGUGCAGCACCAGAGAGGGUUCUUUCUGCAACGUGGGACGAGCAGUAAGUCGAAAACCUUUCUGGGCUGCAGCCGCACUCCCUCCGGUAGCAACGAGGAGGCGAGUGGACGGGUCUAGUGUAUCAAACCAGGUGGCGUUGGAUACAAUGUGAGCCGCGAGUGAGUUGUGAUUUCCUCGCUUACAUCUGGAUUCGGGAUUGUGCAGAAAAAUUAAUAAACCUUCGUUAAACAAGGGAGCCGGCGCCUUCUACACAGGGGGACGUGACAGAGGCAUCUCGAUGAUGCGGAAGCGACAGCAGCAACCUCUACAAACUCCCUUCUUCCUGCCCAGGAAUGCAGGAAAUGAGCCAGAGAACCUGGAUAAAAAGCCGCAGUUUCACUUGGAUCUUUGGUUUUACUUCAUGGUGCAAAACUGGAUCCUGGAUUUUGGUCGUCCAAUUGCAAUGAUUAUCCUUCCGUUGGAGUGGUUUCCACUAAAUAAGCCGAGUGUUGGUGAUUAUUUCCACAUGGCCUAUAACAUCAUCACACCAUUCCUCCUGCUGAAGCUUAUCGAACGCUCCCCCAAAACUCUUCCCCUCUCAGCGGUGUACAUCUGCAUCAUAACGUUUGUGAUGGGAGCCAGCAUUCAUCUUGUAGGUGAUUCUGUGAACCACCGGCUCAUUUUAAGUGGAUACCAGCUGCACUUGUCCGUUCGAGAAAACCCAAUGAUGAAGGACCUGAAGCCAGAAACACUGAUUGACUCCUUUGAGCUGCUUUAUUACUAUGAUGAAUCUUUGGGUCACUUGAUGUGGUAUGUUCCCCUCUUCGUCAUUUUCUGCCUGUAUUUUACGGGUUGUUUCACUCGGUGUGGCAAAGACAGCAGAAUGCCUCUGUCUGCAUGGUUGCUCCUUGGUCCUAGUAGCCUCUACUACUGGUACCUGGUGACAGAGGGUCAGAUCUUUGUCCUGUACAUCUUCACCACCUUUGCCAUGAUGGCAACAGUGAUGCACAAGAAACGCAAAGGGCUGGUUAUGGACAGCAAUGGCCUGUUCCUGUUUUACUCCUUCUGUAUCGCACUGGUCCUGAUCUCUGCUUGGGUCGCCUUCCUUUGGAAUGACAAAAUUCUCCGGAAGAAGUACCCCGGGGUUAUGUAUGUCCCAGAACCCUGGGCAUAUUACACCCUCCACAUUAAGAAAACACCAUAGGUGUUUGCCAGGUGAUGUUUUACAGGUGGGUUUCACUGAGGCUUGAGCUGCUGCUCUCUCACACAGUCAAAGCUUCUACCAGAGCUUGUGGGCUCUCACUUCAAUACAUGAUGGUUUCAGGUAAACAUUGGUGCAGGGUGUGGCAUUGUCAUUUGUGCCAACUCCCACCUCACAACACACCCAACAGGAGACAUCAGGGAAAGCAAUACAACUCCAGUUGGUGCAUAAAGUGAUGCAAGCUGUCUACUCAGUCUCGUCCUCCAACUCGUCUCCUCUCAAGCAAACUAUUUCAGUUCCUUCCAGGGCAGAGCAAGUCUGGACGUGAAGAGGAAUCGCAUUGCCAUAUGCAUUUGGUCAGCCAGACUCUUGAGCCAUUGAGACUCUGAUUGUGAUUUAGAUUCUUCUGCUUUAAGAUAGAGUUACUCCAAAUGCAUAUUAUAAUUGGUGAUACUGCUGUCAGCUGCAGUAUAACUGCAGUCCUCAAUGGAAUAUUAAAAGAUGAAUCCCACCUUUUUGGAUUUUUGUGUUUGGUUCAGAUAGUUGCAAUGAAAAUAUAUUUCUGUUAUCUAUUGGUGUUGGGGGUGGGGGGACCUUUAUUCAGUGCCCACCAGACAUAGACAAGUAUUAAGUUGGACUCCAAAGGUCACAAACUAGUUGGCGGGGGAUUUUGAUAAAAGGUCACCCAAGUGUGUCAGGAGGAGCUGUUGUGAGAUGAGGUAGACUCCAGCUAUUGAGAUUGGUGGGGUUUGUAGGGAAUGGGGAGGGGGAAGGGAGGAUUUCAGCUGGGAUUCCAGCAGCUGACCCUUAUCCAACGAUAAUGUCUGCAGCAGUCUGUGUGAGAAAGUUGAGGGAGGAUUGUGGUUGCCCCUGCUGACUGGCUCUCUACCACCCACUCACUCAGCUUGCACCUGAAGAAAGGAUGAGGUGUUGACAGCACUGUGGUUCUAGUAACAUAGGUGUUACUAUCACAGAGCUCCCCCAUCAUCAACAUUGGUCCACUACUGAUCGAAAGCUCAACUGAACCUGUGACACAUACUGUGGUCACAAGAGCAGGCUAGAAGCUGGGUAUCCUGUCCCCAGUGACUCCACCCUAAGGCCUGCCUUUAUCUAUAUAAAAUUAAUCCAGAGCAACAUGGAACACUCUCCACUUACCUGGAUGAGUGCAACUUCAAGUCUCAAGAAGCUGAACAACACCCAGGACAAAGCAGCCCAUUUGAUUUGGAAUCCCAUCCACUGCCCUAAAUAUUCAGUCUCUUCACUACCAGUACACAUGGCUACAGUUUAUCUGAACUGCAGUUACUCACCCAGGCUACUCCAAGGGCAUCUCCCAAACCCACAACCUCUACCACAAAGGAGGACAAGGUUAACAGGAAUACCACCCGCAGGUCCUCCUCCUAAGAUGCACGCCAGCCUGACUUGAAAGUCAUCAAUGGGUCUAAAUCCAGGAACUCCCUCCCCACCGGCACUGUGGGAGCACCUUCACCAGUUGUUCAAGAAGGUAGUUCACCUCCUUCUCAUUGAUGGGCAAUAAGUGCUGCCCUUGACGGUGAUCCACAGAUACCAUAACUGAAUAAAUUAAAAUAUAUUAACAGUCAGAAGAGAUACCAUUAGAAAAGACAAUAAGCCAGCUGAACACUCAAAUGGUGAUGGGUAUUGUCAGGGAGCUAGAAUAACUUGGUUAAGUUGUUUCAGAAUGCCCAUUAGACAGAGAGUUGGGUCAAAAAUUCUUCCUGCACGUCGUUUCUGGUUUUGACGGAAGAGAAAGCAACUCUUUCAAUCAACCAGUGUGGCUGCUAAAGAGAACACAGAUUUAAGAUGAUUGCAAAGGAUCCAGGGGUGGACGGUAGAGUUUUUUUUCUCGCACACAGCAGAUUCUUAUGAUCAGGAAUGUAUUGCCUGAAAGGCAUCGUGAAAACAGAUUCAAUAGUAAUCUUUAUAAGGCAACUGGAUAAAUAAUUGAAAAAGUCAAAUUUAGAGGGCUGUGGUGAAGGAGCAGGGGGGCAGGGUAACGGGACGAAGCUUCCAACAACGCACUGCAAGUUCAAUGGACAGAGUGGUUUUCUGUGCUGUUUGAUACUGUGGCUGAAUUUCCCUCGUGAAAUUAUAAACGUUGGGUGAGAUAUGUGCAACUGAGUCCUUAAUCUGUUUUUACAAUACUUUCAUGUCCACUUGUCACGAGACGUAAUAAAAUGUUGAAGUUGUUUUUGCAUUCUGUUACAAUAGACAGAGAAGAGUAUACAGACACACAGAUCUUAACCAUGCAUCGCAGGUAAAGUGGGUGACAAUGAAAAAACAGAACCAAAACAGGCUCUCAACUUCUUAGCAUCACCAAACUCGGUAAAGGUCUAUGCCCCCGUGUGUUCACUGGCUGUAGAUGAUUCCUAGGUGUUUGAGUUUGUUUGGAAUGUAACUUUAUUUAUUUGCCUCAGAUCGUCCAAUCUGUGUGCUGUAUAUUUUUUUGUUGAUGGCUCAGGAACAUGCAAUGAAAAUUAAAACUCUCUUUGAACCUUAGGUUUUAUGGAUCUGCUAAUCUACUUGAAAUGUAACUUCAGGCACAGGAAGGAAUACUGUGUGCUGAUGAUCUUUGAACGUGGGAAUGGGAGAUGUCCCAGUCACUGAUCUGGGCCCAGAUGGAAGUUAUGUCCUCAGUUAAUAUGACCAAAAUGUCCUCAGCUAACAUGUACAAAAUGGAAACACAGAUUUUGUCCAAUGUAACUUUUCUGGACUAAUAAGUCAGAACCCUGUAAUUUGUUACUAAUCUUAAGAACAGUAUGCAAUUCAAACAGUCCAGGGGUAAAAAGCAGAUUGCUUGAUCAAGAGUGUACUGUCAUAGAACUUCUAAAUGUCUUCCCUAUCACCUUGGAUAUAUAGGGGUGACAUAGUGUGUUGAUCAUGUGAUAGCAUUUAGCAAAUCACACAAAUGAUCUUUUAUAAAGCUUCCUUUCUUGGGAAUAGCAACCUGUUUUCGGAGAUGUAGAAAUUGUAAAGAUCUGAAGGCUUUAACGUUAUUUACUCAAACCGUGUUACAGUUAAGCAAGUGCAUCCAAGCCACAGAUCAGAAAGUGUACAGAUUCAUGCAAAUGUUUCAGCUGUCAAACCAUUCAAGAAAUCGCCUCUGAAGAAGAUAUUUAAUCCCUAAUUCAUUUAUUUUUCAGUUAUGUUUUAUUUUUUACUGUCUAAAUGUUUUUUAUAAUUUGUAAAGAAAAGCAACUAUUAAUUUUAGUCUGAAUUGUGUUAUUUUCAAAUCUUUUGGAGUAGA
Molecule: messenger RNA, 4499 nt
Organism: Pristis pectinata (smalltooth sawfish)
Lineage: Eukaryota; Metazoa; Chordata; Chondrichthyes; Rhinopristiformes; Pristidae
Product: ceroid-lipofuscinosis neuronal protein 6 homolog
Exons: 7
Coding region: 335-1240 (301 amino acids)
Source: RefSeq, a predicted model, not a curated record